GGGCAGGUGGGCUAGGCUGUGCCGGGUUGCGAAGGGGGAGAAUAACGUCGGGUCGGGUCAGCAGGCGCUGCAGUAGUCGCCGCAGCGGCGAUGGGAGCGGUGGGGACGCGGCGGCGGCGGCGGCGGCAGGAGGAGGAGCAGGGGCUGGCACGAGAGCAGCGGCUGGGGGCGGCCAGCAGCGGCAGUAACAGUAGCGACCGCCGCCGCCGCCGCCAGUGAACGCGACGGUACCCGAGGGGACUACCCAGACGGCCGGCCCUCGAAGCCGCGCUCGGGUCCCGCCGCAGUCGGCGGCGGGGGAUGGGCAGGCGGCGGCGAUCCCGCUUGCUGAGGGUUGACCCUUGGGGGUCCCGGCCCUGAGCUGGACUCCAGCCCUCCGCCUGAAAUCCCUGCGUCCACCCCGGCCCAGGUUAAAUGGAAACCACCCUUGGGAGCUGGAUGCUUGUGUAGCCGUCCUGUCGCAUCAGUGAAUUGCAAUGAGUGGAGGAGGAGAGCAGCCGGAUAUCCUCAGUGUUGGAAUUCUGGUCAAAGAAAGAUGGAAAGUGUUGAGGAAGAUUGGGGGUGGGGGCUUUGGAGAAAUUUACGAUGCCUUGGACAUGCUGACCAGGGAAAAUGUCGCACUGAAGGUGGAAUCAGCUCAACAACCAAAACAAGUUCUGAAAAUGGAGGUUGCUGUAUUGAAAAAACUACAAGGGAAAGACCAUGUUUGUAGAUUUAUUGGCUGUGGGAGGAAUGAACGAUUCAACUAUGUGGUCAUGCAGUUGCAGGGUCGGAACCUGGCGGAUCUACGUCGUAGCCAGUCCCGGGGCACAUUCACCAUUAGUACUACUCUUAGGUUGGGUAGACAGAUUCUGGAGUCUAUUGAGAGCAUCCAUUCUGUGGGAUUCUUGCACCGAGACAUCAAACCGUCAAACUUUGCCAUGGGGCGCUUUCCUAGUACAUGGAGGAAAUGUUACAUGCUUGAUUUUGGCUUGGCUCGACAAUUUACCACUUCCUGUGGUGACGUCAGACCAAUAUUACCAAAGUGCCAUCAAUUAAGGAAGCAUCAAGAGAUCACCUAUGUCAAGGCCCAGCCUCGAGCUGUGGCAGGCUUUCGAGGAACAGUUCGUUAUGCAUCAAUCAACGCUCAUCGGAACAGGGAAAUGGGAAGACAUGAUGACCUUUGGUCCUUGUUCUACAUGUUGGUGGAGUUUGUGGUUGGUCAGCUGCCUUGGAGAAAAAUCAAGGACAAGGAGCAAGUAGGCUCUAUUAAGGAGAGGUAUGACCACAGGCUUAUGUUGAAACAUCUCCCUCCAGAAUUCAGCAUCUUUCUGGACCACAUCUCCUCUUUGGAUUAUUUUACAAAACCAGACUACCAGCUUCUUAUAUCCGUGUUUGACAACAGUAUCAAAACCUUUGGAGUAAUUGAGAGUGACCCUUUUGACUGGGAGAAGACUGGAACUGAUGGCUCCCUGACAACCACCACCACUUCUACCACCCCUCAGUUGCACACCCGCUUGACCCCUGCGGCAAUUGGAAUUGCCAAUGCUACUCCCAUCCCAGGAGACUUGCUUCGAGAAAAUACAGAUGAGGUGUUUCCAGAUGAACAGCUUAGUGAUGGGGAGAAUGGCAUCCCUGUUGGUGUGUCACCAGACAAAUUGCCUGGAUCUCUAGGACACCCUCGUCCCCAGGAGAAGGAUGUCUGGGAAGAGAUGGAUGCCAACAAGAACAAGAUAAAGCUUGGGAUUUGUAAGGCUGCUACUGAAGAGGAAAAUAGCCAUGGUCAAGCAAAUGGUAUUCUGAAUGCUCCAAGCCUUGGUUCACCAAUUCGUGUCCGCUCAGAGAUUACUCAGCCAGACAGAGAUGUUCCUUUGGUGCGAAAGUUACGUUCUAUCCACAGCUUUGAGCUGGAAAAACGUCUGAUACUGGAGCCAAAGCCAGAUACUGACAAGUUUCUUGAAACCUGCCUGGAGAAAAUGCAGAAAGAUGCCUGUGCUGGAAAGGAAUCUGUUCUCUCUGCCCUGCUUCACAAGCCUUGUGUGCCUACCAGGGCCCACACUGACCACAUCUGGCACUUUGAUGAGGAAUAUCUUCCAGAUGCGUCUAAGCCUGCCUCUGCCAACACCCCUGAGCAGGCAGAUGGUGGUGGCAGCCAUGGAUUCAUAGCUGUGAACUUGAGCUCCUGCAAACAGGAGGUUGAUUCCAAAGAAUGGGUGAUUGUGGACAAGGAGCAGGACCUGCGGGACUUUAGGACAAAUGAGGCGUUAGGCCAUAAAACAACGGGAAGCCCUUCCGAUGAGGAGCCCGAAGUCCUUCAAGUCCUAGAGGAAUCACCUCAAGAGGAAAAGCUCCGAUUGGGUCCUUGGGCAGAAAAUGUUCACUUAAAGAAGGAAACCUCAGGUGUGAUCUUAGCACUUGCUGGGGAGUGCCCUGCCACUGCUGCUUCAGAACAAUAUACAGAGAGGUUAGAACUUCAGACUGGAGCUGCUAGUCAAUUCAUUGCGGCAACACCCACAAGUCCAAUGGAGGCACAAGCAGAAGGACCCCUUACAGCGAUUACAAUUCCUAGACCUUCUGUGGCAUCUACACAGUCGACUUCAGGAAGCUUUCACUAUGGUCAGCAGCCAGAAAAGAAAGACCUUCAGCCGGUGGAGCCCACUGUGGAACUUUACUCUCCAAGGGAGAACUUUUCCGGCUUGGUUGUGAUAGAGGGAGAACCUCCUAGUGGAGGAAGCAGAAUAGACUUGGGGCUUCAGAUAGAUCAUAUUGGUCAUGACAUGUUAUCCAAUAUUAGAGAGUGUGACAAAUCCCAAGACCUGGGACCAAAUGACCUUCCUGACCAUAACAGACUGGCUGUGGGGGAAUUUGAAAGUCUCCCUAGGGAAACUGAAGAGAAAAGCAUUCUUUUAGGGUCAGAUAAUGAAGAUGAGAAGUUAAGCAAAGGGCAGCAUUAUAUUGAGAUCUCCUCUCUCCCAGGAGACUUGGUAACUAUGGAACAGGAUCACUCAGCUACUACUGAAGCUCUUGAUAUGGUAAAAACACAGACUUUUAGCGUAGUGCCAAAUCAAGACAAAAAUCAUGAGAAAAUAAAGCUUCUGGCAGUUGAAACUUCAGAAAUUUCUCCACAAGUAAUUGACCUACAUGCUGAAGGACAGAUAGGCCAGGCAGCAAUGCAAAAAAGUAAGCUAUCUAAAGAUGAUGGCAUCAAGAUUGAAGACUUGCCGGGUCAUCAGGGAGACCUCUCUACUUUUUUGCGUCAAGAGGGUAAGAAAGAGAAAAUUGUCCCUAGAAAUGGAGAGCUAUUUCAUUGUGUUUCAGAGAGUGAGCAUUGUCCCCCAUCCCGGAAGGAAGUGGUUAGGUCAUCCUUCGUAACUAGACACAGCCGCAUCCCUGUUUUAGCACAAGAAAUAGACUCAACUUUUGAAACAUCCUCUCCAGUCUCUGCAAAAGAAAAGCUCUUCCAAAAGAAAGCUUAUCAACCAGACCUAGUCAAGCUUCUGGUGGAAAAAAGGCAACUCAAGUCUUUCCUUGGGGACCUCUCAAGUGCCUCUGAUAAAUUGCUAGAGGAGGGACUAGCCACUGUUCCUGCUCCCUUUUCUGAGGAAGAAGUCUUCACUCCCUUUUCAAGGCUGGCUGUAGACUCCCCACUGAGCAGCUCAGCUGAAGAUAGCUUUCUGUCACCCAUCAUCUCUCAGUCCAGAAAGAGCAAAAUUCCAAGGCCGGUGUCAUGGGUCAACACAGAUCAAGUCAGUAGCUCAAUUUCAUCUCAGUUUUUGCCUCGGCCACCACCAGGAAAGCCACCCAUGAGGCCCGGAGUAGAAGCCAGGCUCCGCAGAUAUAAAGUACUAGGGAGUAGCAAUUCCGAUUCAGACCUUUUCUCCCGCCUGGCCCAAAUUCUUCAAAAUGGAUCUCAGAAACCCCGGAGCCCUACUCAGUGCAAGAGCCCAGGAUCCCCUCACAAUCCCAAAACACCACCCAAGAGCCCAGUGGUCCCUCGCAGGAGUCCCAGUGCCUCUCCUCGAAGUUCUUCCUUGCCUCGCACGUCUAGUUCCUCACCGUCUCGGGCUGGACGGCCCCACCAUGACCAGAGGAGUUCAUCCCCACAUCUGGGGAGAAGCAAGUCACCACCCAGCCACUCGGGAUCGUCAUCCUCCAGGAGGUCCUGCCAACAGGAGCAUUGCAAACCCAGCAAGAAUGGCCUGAAAGGAUCUGGGAGCCUCCACCACCACUCUGCCAGCACGAAAGCCCCCCCAGGGAAGAGUAAGUCAGCCAGUAAACUCAGCAGAUAGGAGCCAGGCUGCAUCUCUGAGAGCCGUGUGAGAUCUUCCUCCUAAACCUGAUGCAUGUGUGUCCCUGUACUGUCUAUUUAAAAAAUCAGUGUUGAUUUUCUCUUGCAAAAGAAAGUAACAUGAUAAAUUAUUUCUAAGGAGACAUAAAUAUAUGAUAAGGAAUUACCUAAGGCAGGCAGCAAGCAGAUCAAGAAUCAAUGCCUUUGCAUAGAAAGGGGCAGUCUAGCACAGCCCAGGGGGAGAAACUGAUUAAAUGAACUCUCAUUUUUUUAGCUGCCUUUGAAACGAAAGUGUUGAAGGUAGGAGGUGGAAUGGAAUUUCACGGCAUUUGGCCUACUUGUUUUUAAGGCUCUACUCAAAGAUUAUAUAUCGCAAAAGUGAAACUUCUUAUUUUAAUAUUUUUGUUCAAAACUUCCCAACCAUGGAGAGUCAGAAUUGUCUGAUAUUAAAGUAUGUAAGAAGUCUGUUGCCAAGGAGCCAAUGCUGAUUGAGAUGUUCAUCUAGCGUAUUGAGAGUUCAUUCCUUUACUUUGCCUCAUUCCUAGUACCCUCCCUGGAUUUCACAUUUUUUAAAGUUAGUGCUUCUCACCUGAUCCAAUCUCUCUUUUAUUUGAACAAUACAUUCUAAUGUGCUUUUUUCGGGACAUGCUGAGAAUUUCAAAUCCAGUUACGUUUUUUAGUACCCUAGCAUUUUUCUUUGGAGCACCAUAUCCUCAGCAUAUUUUUAUUGUGAGAAAUAACUGAUGAAACUUAGGUAAGAAAACUUAGGAAGGAAAAGUCUAAAUAGUGCGAGUUUGCAGGCUGUAGUGCAUUAGGAAGAGAGGGACAGAGUGGGGCCCUUCAAGAUACAAGAACCCUCUUCCCCCUGUUAGUUUCCUCCUUAUGGAAGGAAAACUGACCAGUGUAGACCUUGCUUCUUAAGUCUCCUAGGUACCAACUAUUUCUGAUAUCAAACUCUUAAGAUGAUACCAACAAAGUACAAUGCCAUGGACUGUGACUGUAUGCUUUAGAGAUUUAGAAAGAAAAAUAGAAAUUAGGUAUGUUGUUGAGGCUUAUAAUCCUCAAACUUUGUGUUUUAUACAUUUAGCCAAUAAGGAAUGAGUAUCUGGGGAAAUAAAUUUAGAUUCAAUAUUUAUCUUUUAAUGUUUUAUUACCUGCUUCUCCUGUGCUUUAGUUUGAACAUUUGGGCUUCUUGACCUGAUUUCCAUGUAGUCUUCAAUUUAUAAAGCUGUAAGGAAGAUCAUGUUUGUUCUGAUCUCACUCUUCUGCUGACAGGAAUCAGGCAAAAUUAAAUCACAGUAGACUUUUUAAAUGGGCUCUUUUAUACUCUGUAGGUGUUUUUUGUGUUGUAAAGACCUCAUUAAGGUCAGGAAAAUUGGUCAGCUUGCUGUUGAAAUUUGCCUUCUAGCAAACAUCUGUGCUUUCUCUUUGACCUUGUGUUUGCUGCCAAACCUAACACGGUUGAAUUGGAAAACAAAAAAAAGAAAAAUAUAUUUCCUCACCAGGUGAACAUAUUCUAAUGCUGCAUUAAAGCUGCCCUGAAGCUGCACUGAACUUAUCUUGUUCUCUUUAUCUGUGUUGAGCUUUUUUUAAAAGAAAAAAAAAACCAACUCAAAACACUAUUGAGGCAUAUUUGGUCUCCCAUAAGAAGUGUAGCAUAGUAUGGAAUCUUGAUUUCUCUCCAGUUUCAAGUACUACAGAGGAAUGCAAUAGAUAGGACAUAUCUGCUGUUUACCUAAAGCAACUGUAAUACUGGAAGACCGAUGCUUCUGUAAUAUAUUGUACAAUAGUUGCUGUAACACAACUUGCAUGUCUUCAAUGGUAAAUUAUAUAAAUAUUUAUAAAUAUAUAGAGAAACAUAUGCUUAUAUAAACUCAUUCUUUCUCAUUCUCCAUUUGUAAUUUCAAGAUCACAGAUGGUGAAAUUCCUUUUUAUUGUGUGCCUCGCGUACACUUGGGCCUUGCCUAGCUUCAUUUUCUGAAAAUAUGUUCUUGGCAUGUGACACUUCAGAUUUUUUGCCUUCCUUGUGUUCAUGCAAGGGUUGGCAGUCUUCAACAAGCCAAGAUAGGUUAUUGAAUUUUCAUUUUUAAAAGAUCUUAAUAGGGGAAAAAAUUAGUAGGACAUGCUUGUAAUAGUGGUUCAAAGAUUUGCCAUGUUAAUCACAUAAUUCUGCCCUUAUGGUUAGAGUGGAUAAACUGGGAUGAUACUCAUGGGUCUCACGUAAAUUGUUCUUUAAAAAUCUCUGUAAAAUGACCAUUCUACUAUUCCUCUUCUCGCCUCACUAUUUUGGGGGGGGGUGUGGGGGAGUAAUCUACAAUUAAGAAAUUAUCUUUUUUUCUGUUGUAUUAACUAAAUUGUGCUAAAAGUAGCCAGCUUUAAAUCCUAACCCCAUUAGCCAGAAAUGUGUUCAUGGUAACCCUUGGAAAAGCUCACGAGGCUACAGUUAUGGUGUGUGUGUUGUUUUCUUAUUGUCAUUUCUCUGCGAGCAGUCAAAACUGACAGUGACGGCAACGUGGCAACUUAAUGUUUUCUCUCCUUCUUGGUUCCUUCUGUUUUUCUCCCAACUUUUCCACUGCUGCCCCCUUUUCUAAAUGGCACUGACAAACAUCCAGAAACAGCCUCAUUGUGUAAGAAUAUUUUAUUUUGCAUGUAGAGGAAAGAGUUAACCAAAGAUGUUUCUGCUUGAUACUUUCAAAAGAACACAGACUAUAUCUUAUAUAUCAAUAGGUCCACUUAAAAGUACUAUCUUAUAUAUUUACUUUAUGGUUUGUAAAAGCAGUUUGUGCUUAGAUGUUACAUAUCUCGGUCUAAGAAGAGAAGUUGGCCGCCCUGAACAAAGCACUUUUGGUACAAGGAUUUUUGUUUUUGUUUUAUUUUAAAGUAUGACACAGAGAAUAAGUUGUGUUGUUGAUGUUAUUUUUAGUUCUUUAUUUUUUUUUAAAUGAUAGCAUGUAUCAGAUUUCAGUGACAAACAUAGAUCAUCCAAGUAAUUUUAAAGCAGUUUGGUUAUUCUACCUAAGAUGAGGGACAUGAUCAUUAAUUAAAGUCAAGCCAAACUAUACUAGAAGUAUGGGGCAGAAAUUAAAAUUAUCUUUUGAAAAUCAAGUGCCUCAUGGUUUCUCCUAUCAUAACAAAAUUGCUGGUUACCUAGUCACACUUGCCUGUACCCUCUCUGUCUAAUCUCUGAAAUUACUUGAGUGGAACAGAACAUGGAAUUAGCAACAGUUUAGUCCCGUUAGCUAGCAUUUUUUCUAAAUUAUGCUGCCAAAUCUCCAGGGUUUACAGGUUGGUUAAAAUAUUAAGUAAUCUUUUGCAUAGCUUAAAGGCAUUUAACUUUAACAUAUAAUGAACAAAGAAGGAAAAUUGGGUCAUAUCAAAUUUAACUUUAAAGCACGGAUUAUAAACACCUUUGAAUGGUCUUAGGCAGGCACUGUCAUUCUCAACUUGGUGUGCAAGCUGGCCUUGCUGACAAUGGCAUAGCUACGUUUACUGUUUUUUAAGUUGCAUGUUGUGAAGUGACUGUUUUUUGUAAAAGCUGCCAAGUUAAUCAAGUCCUAAAUAAAUAGCAAAAUGGUAAUUGAGACCAUUUUAUUAUCCACUUUAUAUAAUUUGCUUUAAAAUACUAAACAAAUCUCAGCUGUUUAUUAAUGCAGUGCACUGGCUGUGCAGUAUUUGUUUAGCUCCUAGCCACUAUGGGAACUUGAGGUUCUUUAGUAAUCAUCAGGAUUCUUUCCAGGUCACAGAUUUUUAUGCGAAUGUUUCUAUGGUUAUAUUCAAUUUAUAAGGAAAAAGUGUAUUGGUGCAUGUUUUAUUAACCCAGACACAGAUAGUUAAAACAAUUAGUUUUUCUAUACCCAGUAGCUUUGAAUUAAAAACAGAUGCUUUUUCCCCAAGAGCAGAGGAGCCUUUGUUCUAGGAACUACAUUCUUUAAUCUAACAAAAGGAAUUGGUGAUAGGAGAAACAGGAUCCAGAAUUUGGAAUUUAAUGGCUUGGGGGAGGGGAAGUAUCUUACUCUGGCUAUUUGAAAUUAUAUUUAUUUGUAGAUAAAAGUCCAUAGUUAGUCUUGGAGAUCAAAAUUUUCACGUUUUAAAACUUUUUUCAUUCCUUUAUAUCUAUCAAAACCUGACAUAUGAUAGAGAACCAUUGUUCCUGUCAUGCUCAUGUAUUUUGGAAUUAAGUUGUUUGCAUUCACUGUCUUAACAUCUGCCCAUUUCUGCUUUUGUGUGUUUACCACAGAUGUUGGGUCUUUGCCUAAAGGGAGAGAAAUUUUAGCACCUGUAUCACUGAAGCAAUAGAAUGGUUGACAUCUGCAUUAUUUAACUUUCUUGAGUUUGUUUGGUUCGGUAGACAGUUUAUUUGGAGAAUACUUAUGUUUUAAUACAAAAAAUAUCACAGGCUUAAGGCAUGGAACCCACUAUGGUAGUGCUCACAUUUCGGUUUAUUUACCCAAGUUCAGAAACCAUAGGUGCAUACUUAGACCGUAACUUAGAGAAGGGAAUAAGGUGGUUCUAAACAUGCUGACAUGUCUCUCAGAUACCCUAGUUCUGGGUUCCUUAACUUAGAUUCACUGAGACAGAUCCUUGAGACCAUGUGACUAUAGAAUUUGCUUUUGACAUAAUUUUACACACUAAUAAUGGAUAGGAAUUGUCUUUCUUUUCAGUGGUUUCAUAUUGUGUACAGAAGUGUUCAUUCACCCAAGUUAAAAACAUUUAGUAAACUUAAGUUUUUGUAUAAACUACCCAUGCCAUAUGCGCUUUUCCCCCUAUAAUAUCAAUUUAAAUCUGUAAAAUUUCAUGCACAGCACUUAAGCAUACCUGGAGUCUGUCUGGGUGUUCUUCAUUCACCUACAAGGCUAAGCUUGACUGAUUUAUUUUAGGGAGCAACCCAGGGAGGGGCAACUUGGGACUUUUUCAAGACUAUUUCAUUUUUAAACUAUUCGCCAGAUAGGUAAAUCAGUUCAGUAAGGUAAAAAGCAUUUAGAAAUACAGAUAGGAAGAUAAGGAAACAUAACAACGUGCCACUUGGAGCUUUGAACUUGGAUAUGGUGAAUCAAAGAAUCGAUCAGAUACCCAGGUUUGAACCCGCACUUCUCUCUCAUACACAGUCCCUGGUCUCCUUCCUGGCUCCUUUCCUACAACAGUACCGAUUUCAUUAGGCUAUAUACUUACAAGUUCACAGCUUUUAGGAAAAAAGAGAGAGGGGGGAAAACAAUCUUGAAAGGAACUAUUGGCAGCUGUUAAAUCAGGUUGACCCACAAACCGGAAGAACUCUUGUUGAGCAAGACCAAUAAGUUAGCAUAGAAGACUUGAAUCAUUCUAGUUUUCUCCCUUUCUUUUCCUCCUCAUGAAAUCCGUGAUGAGGAACUGCUCUUUGGAAUGCCUCCAAAGGUAUUGUGUCCCUUUCUCCUCCAAGCAGCUUUCUUUAUGCAUUUUUGCUCAGGCAACCAAGGACUUAGAGUAUUGGCAGAAACAUGGAGUGCUUUUGUAUAGGCCAUCUGUACAUAAAAGUGUAAUUAUUUAUUUAAUUUUCCCAUUUGUAUCAUAUUAAAGCUUUGUACAGUGUUUUAAGUUCUGUUUUAAAAUUAUUUUGUAUUUUAUUUUUAUAAUCUAGUAAUAAAAUAUUCAUUCCGCAUGCAAA
Messenger RNA from Hipposideros armiger (great roundleaf bat), 9905 nucleotides. It is a transcript of the gene TTBK2, whose product is annotated as tau tubulin kinase 2. The record is from RefSeq and is a predicted model, not a curated record. Gene Ontology annotation, molecular function: ATP binding; protein serine/threonine kinase activity. Bases 477 to 4268 code for a protein of 1263 amino acids. The transcript has 16 exons. Lineage: Eukaryota; Metazoa; Chordata; Mammalia; Chiroptera; Hipposideridae. Gene Ontology annotation, biological process: protein phosphorylation.